Messenger RNA from Oikopleura dioica, 2007 nucleotides. NCBI's taxonomy places the organism in Eukaryota, Metazoa, Chordata, Appendicularia, Copelata, Oikopleuridae. The record is from the annotation of a GenBank genome assembly.
AUGAAUUCAAUACAAAUUUUCUUCUUUCUUCUCCCAGUCGUUUUUCCUGACUGUGUUCCACCAGCCCGGCUUAUUUCCGAAUCCAAAGUCCGGAGAAAGAAAACGAUAGAGCCACAUUGCGGCGAACGAAUUGAUUUUGGAACGACCGAUCUUUGCCGAAAAUGGCAAAUUGACGAGAAUGUCGAAUUGUCGUUUUGGUUUUCCAAUGGAAGCGAAAUUCGGGAAGAAAAUUCCCUUUUUUCUUUUGAAAAUGGCUAUCCAGUGAUUGACUCGUUUGAUGGAAAUUUCGGCGAUACAUUUCUCUGCAAAGCGGAGAAAAGUUGCGGGGCAGAAGACCACUUUCAAGUUGCGCUAGAAAUCGAGCAAGAAUCUAGCUCUCCUCGGGCGCACAUUGAAUGCGUCGACGGUUGCGCCAGCCAUCAGCAAUGCCAGGAUAAUUUCAGCGGAAGGGAUGAGCUGGAGAACUGCGGUCGGCCAAAUUACUUCACCGCCCCAAUUGAAUCUACUGUCACAUUCGUCUGUAACGUUCGUUAUCCAACUUGCGCGCCGUUUCCCAAAGCUAGCUGGCUCUUCCGAAAGGAUGAUGCCUGGAUCCCCAUCGAACAAUUGAAUCUCCAACCACCCUCUUCUUCGAAAAUCUCCUACUCCUAUCACAACCAAUACGAAAGCCUAACCAUCCAUUCGAUCAAUCCCGACAUGCCGAGUGUAUACAGCUGUACGCUAGAAAACUCUCUUGGCGUAGAAGAUACCGUCUUUGAAAUUCACUUGUUUGAGAAGAAAAUGUCCCUUCUUGAUCUUGGCUCGACGACUUGGAUUAUUGGGGCGGCGGUGUUGGCGGCGAUCGUUGUUUUUGGAAUCGGAAUUUUGAUCAAGUCUAAAUUCUCAAAAAAAGGAGGCUUGAAGCAAAUCCCAUUUCAAGACCUGAAGAUGCGCCCUGGUUGGGAAGAUGCACCCUUGCUGGCUGGCAAUCCUGCUGAUUUCGAAAAUCACAUUCCUGCUCAUUAUAUUAUCCAGUACGAGCUGCUCGGAGGGAAUAAAAUGGAAAUCGGCAAUGGCUGCUUUGGCGUUGUCUACACUUCCGUCGUCAAUACAGACGACAUUCCUGUAAUCAGAAGCGAGAUUAAUGAGAAACGAAGGGUCGCGCUCAAAGUUGGAAGAGUGGAAAACGCGAAUCCGGAAGAGCAAAAGAUGGCGUUGGAGAGUUUGUUCAAAGAACUCAAAAUCAUGAUGAAGGUCGCUGAAUACCGCCAGAGAUUUAUCGAAAGAAACCAGAACAGAAAUUACCACCAAUAUGUGAUUCAACUUCUGGGCUGCGGCUACACCCCUGAGCCGACCAAAUGGCCCUUUCUCGUAAUCGAAUAUGCGGAGAAUGGAGACCUGCUCAAGUUUCUGAGAAAUGUUUUGAAGGACAUCAGAGAAAGAAGGGAAAAUGGAGCAAAGGCGUCUUCGUCGCUCAGACUUACGGACGGAGAUUUAAUCAAAUUUUCAUUCCAGAUCGCUGCUGGAAUGUGCUUCCUCUCGGAAAACAACUUCGUCCACCGCGAUUUAGCUGCUCGCAAUAUCCUCGUUUCUUCCGACCUGACGAUGAAAGUGUCCGAUUUCGGCCUCUCAAAAGAAGAAAACUACUACCGCUCAUCCCGCGGGAAACUGCCCUGGAAGUGGAUGGCACUGGAGAGCAUCAAGGAGCACAAGUUCACGACGCAAUCGGAUGUCUGGGCUUUUGGGGUCACUAUGUGGGAGAUUUUUAGUUUAGGGAAUGCGCCCUAUCAGACUAAGACCGCACAAGAGGUGAAGGAUUUCCUCGAAGAUGGUAAUCGCCUGGCUCAUCCGCCUUUCGCCUCGCGCAGCAUCUACCAAAUCAUGGCCGACUGUUGGAAAAGUAAUCCCAAGGAGCGUCAGACCUUCGCCAGCUUGACGGAGGACUUAGAGCGAGAGCUUCAAAUCUGCCAGAGCAACGAGAGAGUUCUCGAUCUACAGGGCCACGAAAUCAAUGGCUACGACUCCUAG